Arthroderma uncinatum is the source of this 2394-nucleotide messenger RNA. Its product is annotated as cytochrome c1, heme protein. Gene Ontology annotation, molecular function: ATP hydrolysis activity; heme binding; ATP binding. Bases 1 to 2394 code for a protein of 797 amino acids. The transcript has 11 exons. Gene Ontology annotation, biological process: mitochondrial electron transport, ubiquinol to cytochrome c. The record is from RefSeq and is a predicted model, not a curated record. Lineage: Eukaryota; Fungi; Ascomycota; Eurotiomycetes; Onygenales; Arthrodermataceae.
AUGAGUAGCGUGGACGGCGGAAUCAUCUUGAGAACUGAUAUUGUUCGAGACGAAGUAACGAAGUGGCUUAGUGACAACUUUGCCGUGCUGAGCCUGGGGCAGGAAAUAAAGACCUUCGGUGAGGAUAUCCCUCCUCACUACCUCUUAAGCCGUAUUCUGGAGAAGCUAAUGUAUGACCUACCUACAGAUGGCUUCAGUGGUGCUCACUCCACGUACCUUGAUUCGAUCAAGGUGAUAGAGUGUUCUGGCCAACAAGGCGAAAGCGAAGCCUUUCAAUUAGACUGUGUUAAUCUUGACGUCCAAGCAUACCAGCUUCGUUCAAACGAACCUGAUACAAACCCGUUACAGGAUCAAGGCAGUGAGAAACAAGAAGAAGAUUCACCCCAAGCACGCAUAAUAUCGCUGCCAAACAAGGAGUUAGAUGGUAUUUGGGAAUCCCAGCUACAAGUUGGGUUUUCGUGGCGUAAGCUUGGCCCUUGGACCAUCAGCUGGAACCGCCUUAUUCUCCUCUAUGGGCCUCCGGGGACAGGAAAGACAAGUCUCUGCCGCUCACUGGCCCAAAAACUGGCAAUCCGCCUGGGGAGGCAGUUUCCGCAAAGCAAAUUGGUCGAAAUCAACGCUCAUUCCCUGGGAAGUAAAUUUUUUAGUGAAAGUGGAAAGCUAGUGGCCAAAAUGUUUAGCAAUAUCGAAAGCAUGCUAGAGGACGAGCCCGAUACACUCGUCUGUGUCUUCAUUGACGAGGUGGAGACUAUGACUGCCAGAAGAGAGCAAACGUUGAGUGGGAAUGACCCGCUAGAUGCGAUGAGGGCCGUCAAUUCGCUUCUUACGGCAUUAGAUCGGCUGAGACACCACUCUAAUGUAGUUGUACUUUGCACAAGCAACCUUCUCACUGCGCUGGACUCGGCAUUCCUUGAUCGGGUUGAUAUCAAGCAAUUUGUCCCACGACCAUCUGCAAGUGGGAUAUAUGAAAUAUUCAGGAGUUGCCUUGAGAGCCUGAGUAUCUGUGGCCUGAUCGAGGGAUCAACAUUUGAUGUCGUCCCGGUUGAUCCAAACGACCCAACAACACCGCUCAAAUACAUUACCGAGCCAGCUGACUCUCUUAUACUGCCCAGCUAUGGCGGGAUGCAGUUAUGGUAUCAAAUGUUUCCAGAAUCCGUUCCGAAGCAGCUUGCCGAUAUCGCGCAUAUGAGCACUGGCUUGAGCGGCCGAUCACUUCGGCGGAUUCCAGCAUUGUCGCUCGUCCUCCACACUAAUCAUGAUGUCUGCACCGCUGACCAGGCACUGGCAGCGUUAAGGCGUGGAGUGGAGGAGGAACUGAGAGCAAAACAUGAGGCCGGGCGGGAGACAAGACAGGAGACAGGACAGGAGACAAAACAGGAGACAAGACAGGAGACAAGACAGGAGAAGACAAGAGCAUCUGGCCUAGGAAAAGAGUACGAACCGCACUCCCAUAUAUCGGAUUCAUCGCAACUCCUCACCCCAUCUACUCUCACCGUUUCGUCCAUCGGGAGAUCCUCGUCCACAGCUUCUGGCUCGCAAACACAAUCUCCGUUCUACCUCACCUUAACCGCAUCGGCUGCCACGGCCACCGCCAUUGGCUCCAUGGCCUGGUACUAUCACCUCUAUGGAGAUGAAGCAUUCGCCAUGACUCCAGCUGAGGAAGGUCUCCAUGCUACCCAGUAUCCUUGGGAACACACCAAGUUCCUCAAGACCUUUGAUCAUGCCGCCCUUCGUCGUGGUUUCCUCGUUUACCGUGAAGUCUGUGCCCAGUGCCAUUCUCUCACCCGUGUCCCAUGGCGAUCGUUCGUUGGUGUCAUGCAUACCGUCGAUGAGAUGAAGGCGAUGGCUGAGGAGCAUGAGUACGAUACCGAACCUAACGACCAGGGUGAAAUUGAGAAGCGCCCAGGAAAGCUGUCCGACUACAUUCCAGCUCCAUACAAGAACGAUGAGGCUGCCAGAGCCGCCAACAACGGUGCCUUGCCCCCAGAUCUCAGUCUUAUUGUCAAGGCUAGACAUGGAGGCUGCGACUACAUCUUCAGUCUCUUGACUGGUUAUCCUGAUGAGCCCCCAGCGGGUGCCGCUGUCCAAGAUGGAUUGAACUUCAAUCCCUACUUCCCCGGUACAGGUAUUGCUAUGGCUCGUGUUCUGUUCGACGGUAUUGUCGAAUACGAGGACGGCACUCCCGCUACUACCUCCCAAAUGGCCAAGGAUGUUACUGAAUUCCUCAACUGGACCGCCGAACCCGAGAUGGACGAGCGAAAGAAGAUGGGUAUGAAGGCUGUUGUGAUUCUCAGUGCCCUAUUUGCCGUCAGUGUCUGGGUCAAGCGAUACAAGUGGGCCACCAUAAAAACGAGAAAGAUUGUCUACCACCCACCAGUUGGCGGCAAGCGAUGA